GGGAAAAAGCAAGAGAGGGGAAAAGGAAGAGGAAGAGUGGGCAGCAAGGUUGAAGGAGGGGGGUGUGUACGUGAGCGUGUGAGCCAGGGUGUUGCUGGGUUUUUAAUACUCAAAGCUGCCAUGGACUCUUCUAGACUGAUCUUCUCUCUUCUGACAGAUAACUGCUGUCAUCAUCCGUGGCUCUAAAUGUCUUCUGCCAUGGCAAAGCGAGAGGCUGGGAACACCAGCCCUGUGGUGCGUCAGAUAGACAAGCAGUUUCUGGUCUGCAGCAUCUGUCUGGAUCACUACCGCAACCCUAAGGUCCUUCCCUGUCUGCACACCUUCUGUGAAAGUUGCCUCCAGAACUACAUUCCCCCAGAGUCCCUGACCCUCUCGUGCCCAGUGUGCCGGCAGACGUCCAUCCUGCCAGAGAAAGGCGUUUGUGCUCUACAGAACAACUUCUUCAUCACUAAUCUCAUGGAGGUCCUCCAACGAGACCCAGAGUGCUCGCGGCCGGAGGCCUGCAGCGUCCUGGAGUCAGUCAGCGCUGCUGUCGCAGGGAAGCCCCUCUGCUGCCCAAACCACGAGGGAAAGGUGAUGGAGUUCUACUGCGAGUCGUGUGAGACGGCCAUGUGUUUAGACUGCACAGAGGGCGAGCACAGGGAGCAUGUGACCGUUCCUCUGCGGGACGUUGUAGAACAGCACAAGGCUGCACUGAAGACACAGCUGGAUGCUAUUCACAGCAGGCUCCCUCAGCUAACAGCAGCCAUCGAGCUGGUGAGUGAGAUCUCUCGGCAGCUGAAUGAGAGGAAGACAGAGGCGGUGGCAGAGAUCACCUGUACAUUUGAGGAGCUGGAGCGGGCGCUGAAUCAGCGUAAGACGGCCCUCAUCACAGACCUGGAGAACAUCUGCAGUGCUAAGCAGAAGGUCUUGCAGGCCCAGCUCUCAUCUCUCCUGCAGGGGAAGGAACACAUCCAGAGCAGCUGCAGCUUUACAGAGCAAGCUCUCAGCCAUGGGAGUGCUACAGAGGUGCUGCUGGUUCAGAAGCAGAUGAGCGAACGAGUAACAGCGCUGGCCAGACACGACUUCCCAGAGAGGCCACACCAGAAUGCACACCUGGACUGUCAGGUGGAGACUGAAGGUCUGCGGCGCUCUAUCCAGAACCUGGGCGUUCUCCUCACUACAGCCGCGGUCGCACACACCUCUGUCGCCACAGGAGAGGGCCUCCGCCAUGCAGUCACUGGACAGCACCACACUAUUACUGUGACAACAAAGGAUAAAGAUGGGGAUUUAGUACGGACAGGAAACGCAGUUUUAAAAGCAGAGAUAACGUCUGUAGAUGGAAACCGUGCUGCAGAGACAGAGAUAACAGACAAUAAGAACGGGACAUAUGAAGUGGGCUACACGUUACGCUCGGAGGGAGAGUACUCCUUCUCUCUGUUGCUGUAUGGCCAGCCGAUACGCGGCAGCCCUUUCCGCCUGCGGGCAGUCAAACCCUCAGAUGUGCCGCAAUCUCCAGAUGAUGUGAAGAGGAGGGUAAAGUCUCCCAGUGGGACCGGCGGCCACAUACGGCAGAAAGCUGUGCGACGGCCUUCCAGUAUGUACAGCACCACAAAGAAAAAGGAAAACCCCAUAGAGGACGAGCUUAUCUACAGAAUGGGUACCCGGGGCAGAGAAAAGGGGGAGUUCACGAACCUGCAGGGAAUCUCAGCCACGAGUAAUGGCAGAGUGGUGGUGGCAGACAGCAACAAUCAGUGUAUACAAAUUUUCUCCAAUGAUGGCCAGUUUAAGAUGCGUUUUGGUGUCAGAGGACGUUCUCCAGGACAGUUGCAGAGACCAACAGGUGUCACUGUGGACAUGAACGGUGACAUUGUGGUGGCUGACUAUGACAAUCGAUGGGUCAGCAUUUUCUCCUCUGAUGGAAAGUUCAAGAAUAAGAUCGGUGCAGGCCGGCUCAUGGGUCCUAAGGGUGUGGCUGUGGAUAAGAAUGGACACAUCAUCAUUGUGGACAACAAAGCCUGCUGCGUCUUCAUCUUUCAAUCAAAUGGGAAGCUGGUGACCAAGUUUGGAGGCAGGGGGACGACUGAUAGACAGUUUGCAGAAAAACUUGGCCCAAACUAUAAUAAAUCUGGCUCAGUUUUCAGUCCGCACUUUGUUGCAGUGAACAACAAGAAUGAGAUUAUAGUAACAGAUUUCCACAAUCACUCUGUAAAGGUUUACAGUGCAGAUGGAGAGUUCUUGUUCAAGUUUGGCUCCCAUGGUGAAGGAAACGGACAGUUCAAUGCUCCUACUGGUGUGGCUGUGGAUGCUAAUGGAAACAUCAUCGUAGCUGACUGGGGUAACAGCAGAAUACAGGUGUUUGACAGCACAGGCUCCUUCUUAUCGUACAUCAACACCUCAGCAGACCCUCUGUAUGGCCCCCAGGGCCUCGCUCUCACUUCAGACGGACAUGUGGCUGUUGCCGACUCUGGCAACCAUUGCUUUAAGGUUUACAGAUAUCUCCAAUAAGCUGAGAAAAGACAUUUGCUGACACAUCACUCCUGUUUCUACAGGUUCAAAUCACACAUUGCUUGUGGACGUAGAGCUGCAACAUGCCUGCACAGUUUACAGUGAACCCUGGACCAUGAAUGCAUUCUUUUUCAUUUUGUCCAUACAUGAAUAAGGUUGAAUUUUAGUGAGAAAGGUUUCUUUCCAACUUAGACCACCUCAGUUCAGUAAUAUUUCAGUGGUGAUUUAGUGAUUGGUUCUCUUUGAGCUCCCUCUGAGAGACAAAAAGGUCAAGAUACUUUGCUCGUCAAAUGAGAGUUGAAAAGGAAGAUUUGAAGGAAUUAAAAGCCUGCUCUUACAUAUUAUUUAUCCAUGCAUGGUUUUCUAUAUUAAACUACAAACUUGAGUAUUUUUAACCAAAUCGGCAUCAGAAAAAUGAAGUAGAAAUCGUUCUCCAGGUAGUUUGGCUCUAUCACACAAGUUGGACCUCGCCACUAGAAAACCUGAAUUUGGCGUUACGUUAUGGUUUUAGGGGGCAACACAGAUGAGCAACUCUCUAAUGAGCUAGCAAACAAAGCACAGCAUGGAAGCAGUAGUCUUCCUCCCUGUUGUAAAGAUCCUGCUUUGUGAUUGAACAAUGCUCAGGCUGUUUCUUGAACACUGCUGCAUGUCAGUGUGCUCCCAAAGAUUGACCCUGUCAUUACUGCCUUUGAUUCCUCAUCAGUAAACACAGACAGGAAUGUGGCGUUUACAGAAAUGUUUCAUCAUAUUCUGCACCUUAUCACUUCAGCAAGACACCUGCACAUGGAAAAAGAUGUUUUCUUUGUGAUUUUUAGAUAACAUAGAUUAUAUGCAUUAAAAGCACAAUGGUAAAUUGAUUGAUGAGGUUUUUGAAGGCAUCGCAACCAGCUCCUCUCUGCUCGUCUUUCUGUUCUUUAAACCAAAACAGUCCCCCUCUAGUUCCUGCACUUUUGUGUAUCAUAUCUAAGACCUAUUGUAGUUGUAAAUAUACAUAUUUAGGUGUAUAUAUGGAUUCUGUGUCCAUGUUAUUUCACUAUAUAGCCUACUUAUCAAGGAUGUCGACACUGGAUUAUAUGCGAUUACAUUAGAAGGUCAUGCCAAGUAGUAGCCGAUGAAAAGACAUCAAUGGUUGCAUUAUUUGCUGUGUUUUAUUUUUUCAAAGGACUUAAUUUAUUUUUUAUUUUAUUUUCUACAUAAUUUGUUCUACAAAUUAUUUUUCUAAUUGGUGCAUUUUGCCAAACAUUGUUGUACAUAGGCCUUGUGACUUGUAGCACUGAAAGCUCGCCUCUUUCCCCAAAGCUCACAUCCAGUUAAAACUUCUUUCCUUCUGCCAAAAAAUAGAAAGAAAUCCGUAUGUUGUAGUUGAACAUUGCACAAAACACAAUUAUUAUAAGAGUUCUAUUGUUUGCAAGAGUAAUAUAUGCCUCUGUGUAUAGUUAUCAUUGGACAUAAUCAGAUUGUGUACUGUAUAUUACAAUCAUAUUCUUGUAGUAGCUGAAGAGCACCUUUAUCAUGAGGAUUUUUUGUAUUCAUUUUGUUGGUAGUUCAGUGUUUGGAGGGUUUUCCGUCUGGAGGGACACAACACCAGCUAACAUGCAGUGACACAAAAAGCUCGUCACCCGUGCUUUGUGAAUAAACAGUUUGUUCUUUAGCUAUA
Molecule: messenger RNA, 4144 nt
Organism: Cheilinus undulatus (humphead wrasse)
Lineage: Eukaryota; Metazoa; Chordata; Actinopteri; Labriformes; Labridae
Gene: trim3b
Product: tripartite motif containing 3b
Exons: 17
Coding region: 187-2487 (766 amino acids)
Biological process (GO): protein polyubiquitination; proteasome-mediated ubiquitin-dependent protein catabolic process; negative regulation of translation
Molecular function (GO): zinc ion binding; protein binding; translation repressor activity
Source: RefSeq, a predicted model, not a curated record